AUGUCGCCCACCAGCGGCGGCGGGUCACGCCUGUCUACUGGAGGUGAAGAUAGUGGCGGCCAGAGGCGUGUCAGUCGGAAACUCCAAAAAAAACGACGCGAUGAUCCCUCGGCGACCUCCCUCGAUCUUCCGGAGCCUCUGAAACAUGGCGACAGUGAUGAUGAGGACUCCCCUAAUGACCCGGCCUCACAACGCGGUCGAGCCAUGUCGGUGAAUAUGAACCAAAGCAUAUUCGGUCUCAUAGCAGCAGCAGGCUCGAGAGUAGACUUCAACACUCGCUUCGACGACGGCAGCAGCGACGAGGAAGAUAGUGAGAACUUGAAAAGCUCCAGUGGUAGCCAGGAUCUUUCCCAAACUGUGAUACUUCCACCACGAGAUAAGGACGCGAGACGAGGUCAUAAGAAGAGGCUAUCAUCCGGCCACAGAUUGCUGAAAUCGCUCUCUACGCUGCCGAAACGGAAAGGCAAAAAGAAAGAAGUGAGUCGGCUGUCCGCUCCUCCUUUAGAUUCGUCCGACGAAGCUCAGGAGACCGUCGACCUUGCAACGUCAACAGUAGCUUUAGAGAAGGAAGACAACAGACUUGCACCAGUAAUGAGCCGAAUGCUUCGGGCGAGGGCUGAGGUAGCCAGCAGACCUAGCUUCGAUUUGGAGAGAAAAUCUAGCGAUCUAGGUGGAAGUGAUGAUAGUGAUGAGGCCUCUGCAUUGGCAAAACGGCUGAUGGAAAUUUUUGAGUUUGAAGAGCCCGAGCAGGUCAUAGAAGAAUACCCUUGUUGGUUAUUACAGAGUGUGCUCCUUCAGGGCUUUCUCUAUAUCACGGCAAAGCACAUUUGCUUUUAUGCGUAUCUUCCCAAAAAGGCUCACGUCGUGGCCAAGUCUGGCUACUUAUCGAAGAGUGGCAAGCGCAAUCCCAAGUAUCAUCGAUACUGGUUCCGCUUAAAGGGUGAUGUUCUAUCGUACUACCGGGACUCCACCAAUCUUUACUUCCCUCACGGCCAAAUUGACUUGAGAUUUGGCAUUUCGGCCAACGUGGUAGACACAGACAAAGACGGCCUGCAUUUCAACGUUGUCACCAGCCAUCGGACUUACAAUUUCAGGGCCGAUAGUGCUCCAAGCGCCAAGGAGUGGGUCAAGAGCCUGCAACGGGUUAUAUUCCGGAGUCACAACGAGGGCGACAGUGUCAAAAUUUCACUACCAAUCGACAAUAUUAUUGAUGUUGAAGAAACUCAGAUGAUGGAAUUUUCGGAGACGUGCAAGAUUCGAGUAAUUGAUAACGAUGAAACAUAUGCCAUUGAUGAGUACUUCUUUUCCUUCUUCAACUUCGGAAAGGAGGCCAUCAAUGUGUUGAAAAUCUUGGUCGAUGGUGCUUCAUCCAACAACAGAACCCCCGGAAAGGUCAUUGCUGAGCAAGAAUUACAACACCUGCAACAGCCUAAGCAGCACUCCAGUAGCCAGCCGUCCCGCCAGAUCUCACCACAUCCAGCAAAGGCGCCUACUCACCAAAGCAUCCACGUCGAUAAGAUCCGAACUGCCAAGCUACCUGAGUCCGUUAAAGCUACUCUUUCUCCCAUGUCACCUCAUUCGGCGAACCCUAGCCCGCGAGCCAGCAUGGAGUGCUCCUCGAGAACCAGCUUGGAUGCCAUCCGGCAUAUGGGGCGGCGAAGCCAUGAAGUGUCCAGCAUGAUACGUGAGCAAAGCCCUAGAAGGAGUUUCAGUGGUCAUCGAAGAACACAGAGCACACGACGUGGGGAUGAAAAGAAGGACAGGCAUAUAAUGGAAUCAUCCGACUCAAAUCUACAGUCAUCCACUGAAGACCCAAGUUUCUCCAACUUGACCAUCUCCGUGGCCACCGAAGACCCUUCAGCGAGUCAAAUCUUGAAGGGUAGCGAAGUGUUUCACAGUCCAACGAUGCGCCGAUCGGAUGCCUCCAGUCAGUCCACGGACGCCAAAGAGGAGGAAUUACACAGAGAGUCGGAAUCGUCCAUUCCCGCAGAGUCGAUGAGCAUGAAGCAUGCGGCUACAACGGGACACAUGGGUCAACUUGGAUAUCAUGGGCAGGGAAUGGGACCCCGGUCGACGACUCCUACGCUCCAGAGUAUCACCAAGAUGGGAUCAUACCCUUUGCAGCGUGCUGGUGCGUUUGCUGACUACUUGAAUAAAACAAGCAAGCGAAUGAGCUCCCUUCUUGCAACGGAAUCUAUGGGAUACGUUGAAAAGGUCUCAGGAAUGUGGAAGGGAGGUCGUAAGCACUAUGGAGAACCGGCCGGACUUCGACCUGAUGAGGACGAACUCGAAGAGGACUCUGACGGCAAGAUUCAGACUUCUAUGGAGCGAUUCAGGGCUCAUUUUGCUCUACCCGAAUCUGAAAAGCUUCAAGCGACUUACUUUGGGUGUAUUAUUCGGGUAUUGCCUCUGUAUGGCAAAAUUUACAUCAGUGACAGGUCGUUUUGCUUCCGCAGCCUACUUCCCGGCACAAGAACGAAGUUGAUUCUUCCACUCAAGGAUAUUGAAACCGCUCAUAAGGAGAAAGGUUUUCGACUUGGGUAUUCUGGUCUCACCAUCGUAAUUCGUGGGCACGAGGAACUCUUCUUUGAGUUUAGCCAGGUCGAUGUACGUGAUGACUGUACUGUGACCUUGCUGCAAAGCCUGGAGACAAACCGUUACCUCAGAGAAGCAGGCAUCCUUCACCAAGAAGACCAUGAGGAAGAAGACCAAGCCAUGGCCGAACGAGACGCUCUCAAGUCAGCUAGACAGGAAGACUUCCCCCAGCAUGAGAUUCUUCCCCCUCAGCAAGCAGACUCCCAACCAAACGCCCCUACGAUUCUCAUGGACGAGACGGACGGCUCGUUCCUCAACUUCAAACCGCCGCAGCCGAUGAAGAUUACAUGCCUGACUAUUGGGUCCAGGGGGGACGUUCAACCAUACAUUGCUCUUUGCAAAGGUCUACUGGCAGAAGGGCAUAAGCCUCGAAUUGCCACCCACGCCGAGUUUCAAGGGUGGAUCGAGUCUCAUGGCAUUGAGUUUGCUAAAGUUGAAGGUGACCCUGGCGAGCUCAUGCGGCUGUGCAUUGAGAAUGGCACCUUUACCAUCUCAUUCCUUCGAGAAGCCAAUUCGGCAUUCCGAGGCUGGCUCGAUGAAUUGCUUGAUUCUGCAUACCAAGCAUGCCUGGGUUCAGAGCUCCUCAUCGAGUCGCCUUCGGCAAUGGCUGGUAUUCACAUUGCGGAGAAGCUGGGUAUCCCAUACUUCAGGGCUUUCACUAUGCCCUGGACCAGGACCCGAGCGUAUCCGCACGCCUUUAUCAUGCCGGAGCACAAGAUGGGCGGUGCUUACAACUACAUGACUUAUGUCAUGUUUGACAACAUUUUCUGGAAAGCUACAGCGCAACAAGUCAACCGUUGGCGCAACAAGACACUUGGUCUUCCCAACACGAGUUUGGAGAAGAUGCAGCCCAACAAAGUACCUUUUCUCUACAAUUUCAGUCCCAGCGUCGUUGCUCCACCGCUCGACUUUUCGGACUGGAUUAGAGUCACGGGGUACUGGUUCCUGGAUGAGGGUGGUGAAUACGAGCCUCCGAAGGAACUGUCCGACUUCAUCAAAAGGGCCAAGGACGAUGGAAAGAAACUUGUGUAUGUGGGUUUCGGCUCCAUCAUUGUGAAUGACCCUGCCAAGAUGACGCAAGAAGUCAUUGAUGCCGUCCUCAAAGCCGAUGUUCGUUGCAUUUUGUCCAAGGGUUGGUCAGAUCGAAUUUCACCAAAGGAUGAUCCUGCCAAGCCGAGACCUGAUGAGCCAGAAAUGCCGCCUGAAAUCUUCGUCAUCAAGUCUGCGCCACAUGACUGGCUGUUCCGACAAAUUGAUGCCGCAGCCCAUCACGGUGGUUCAGGAACAACCGGCGCCAGUUUGCGAGCAGGUAUUCCGACAAUCAUUCGGCCGUUCUUUGGCGACCAAUUCUUCUUUGCGAGCCGAGUUGAGGAUCUCGGUGUCGGCGUUGGCCUGAGGCGAUGGGGUGCCAACAGUUUUGGCAGAGCUUUGUGGCAGGUGACGCGAAACGAGCGAAUGAUUGUAAAGGCUCGUGUGCUUGGAGAGCAGAUUCGCAAGGAUAAGGGGGUUGACACUGCCAUUCAAAACAUAUACCGCGAUCUCGAAUAUGCAAAGAGUCUCAUCAAACGUAAGGCUAAACAGAAUGGCCAGCCGGAUGCUGAAGAAGAUGAAGACACCGAAGAGAGCUGGACUUUCGUCGGGACAGACGAGCCUGAUCCUGACAUGGUCACCAAGAAACUAAGCGAAGGGCUCGGCGGCUUGAGCCCACAGAAGAGUUUGGGCAGUCAGGCAAUUAAGGCAUCAUCAUAA
Messenger RNA from Pochonia chlamydosporia 170, 4344 nucleotides. Its product is annotated as UDP-glucose:sterol glycosyltransferase. Gene Ontology annotation, biological process: carbohydrate metabolic process. The coding region runs from base 1 to 4344 and encodes 1447 amino acids. The transcript has 5 exons. NCBI's taxonomy places the organism in Eukaryota, Fungi, Ascomycota, Sordariomycetes, Hypocreales, Clavicipitaceae. The record is from RefSeq and is a predicted model, not a curated record. Gene Ontology annotation, molecular function: hexosyltransferase activity; UDP-glycosyltransferase activity.